AGGGGGGAGAGGACACCUCCCUUAGUGUUGUCUUACUUGUUUUCUUUCAGUAGAACAGAUACGAGCGUCAAAGAUUUUUUAAUUGGUAACCUACAGGAUUGAGUGACCUCCUACUGGUUACGAAUAUCUGCAAAAUAUCACAGCAAAUGCGCAGUUGUUCGGGACCUGAAAAUUAGUCAAACUGUGCAUCCCUCGAAAACAAAGGUCUGCUUCCGAAGUUUAAUGAAGAAAAGAAGAUGGCUGCCGUGAACUACGGAAGACAGAAUCUACACCGAGGUGUGUGUUUUGUGACUGCUCAGCAUGGCUGUGGUCAUACGCUUGCAAGGUUUGCCCAUUGUGGCGGGGACCAUGGACAUUCGCCAUUUCUUCUCUGGAUUAACCAUUCCUGAUGGUGGUGUGCAUAUUGUAGGGGGUGAACUGGGUGAGGCAUUCAUCGUUUUUGCCACUGAUGAAGAUGCACGGCUUGGUAUGAUGCGUACAGGCGGUACAAUCAAAGGGUCAAAAGUGUCCUUAUUGCUGAGCAGCAAAACGGAAAUGCAAAACAUGAUUGAGCUUAGCCGUAGGCGGUUUGAAACCGCAAAUGCAGAUCUGCCGCCUGCAAACCCUAGCAGAGCUGUACUGACGCCUACCCCUGGAAUGGGCAGUACCACUGUGCUGAGCAGGGUAAAUUUGCCAACAACUGUACCCAGUUUUAGCAGCCCUUCAACUAGCGCUGUUUCCACAGUUACUUCUGCAAUUGAAAGCAGUAAAAACAUAACUACGUUUUCAACAUCCAACAUUGGAUCUGCUCCACAAACCCUUAGUACUCCUUAUGGUAACCAAACCUAUGCUUCUACAGUGCCUAGUACACCCUCCCCUUUGACUGCAGUACCACCACCUCCAAUGCCGACAAUUCCCGCUUUGCCACCCUUGCCUGCUAUUCCCUCAAUUCCCCCUAUGCCAGUUCCCCCACCAGUACCAACACUGCCUCCAGUCCCCCCUGUUCCACCAAUACCCCCUGUUCCUCCAGUGCCAUCCAUGGCUCCACUUCCACCAAUGUCUGGCAUACCACCCAUAAACCCCCCUCCUGUAGGCCCAGUGCCUGCUGGUAUGAAUGGCUCAGGUUCCUCAAUGAGCAAUAACAUCAACCCACUAUUUUUAGGCCCUGUACAUACAAUGUCAUUAAGUUCUCCAAAUGCUAUGAAGCCACCUCCUUUAAAUCAUGAUGAUCCAUAUGUGUGUCUUCAUGGUCUGCCCCUUCCUGUAUCAGAAGCUGAUAUUAAGGAGCUUUUCCACGGGUUACGGAUAGAUGGUAUUGUGAUUCUAACAGAUCCUAUGGGCCGGCAUAAUGGUAGUGCAUUGGUGAAACUAAUUACCCCUCAUGACACAUUUGAAGCUCUGAAGCGUAACCGAAUGCUGAUGGGCCAGCGUUUCAUAGAAGUCAGUCCUGCUACAGAGAGACAGUGGAUAGUUAAUGGUGGUCAUAUGUUAAAACAACAAAAUGUUGGUCAUCACGGACCUCCUCCUUUGAUGCAGCAACUAAUAACCAGAUCUAAAUCGCCCAAUCCACAGUCUCGCCCUAGGUCCAGAUCCCCACAUGAACAUGGCUUCUGUGUGUAUCUGAAAGGUUUGCCCUAUGAGGCAGAAAAUAAACAUGUCAUAGAUUUCUUUAAAAAAUUAAACAUUGUUGAAGACAGUAUAUACAUAGCCUAUGGUUCCAAUGGCAAAGCAACAGGUGAAGGUUUUCUUGAGUUUAGGAAUGAAGAGGACUAUAAAUCAGCCUUAUGCCGCCACAAGCAAUACAUGGGAAAUCGUUUUGUGCAAGUCCAUCCCAUAACGAAAAAGGCAAUGCUAGAAAAGAUAGACAUGAUUCAUAAGAAAAUGCAAAGCUACAAUUACGGUGAGCAUAAAGAUGCACCCUUGGAUGCAGAGUUUGAUAAACAUGGCCCUAGACUGUGGGGUCACCUGUCCAAUUUACCGUAUAGUAUUAUGAGAAAGGAUAUAAGUCACUUCUUCAUCUCUGAAGGUUUUGCAAUUGAUGAGAACUUUGUACAGCUCCUUACAGAUAACAAUGGGCAAUGUAUAGGACAGGCACUGGUUCAGUUUAGGAGUGAGGAUGAUGCUCGGAAAUCUGAGCGUCUGCACCGAAAAAAGUUGAAUGGGAGAGAUGUUUUCUUACAUAUAGUUAAUGCAGAGGAGAGAAAUGAUAUAGAGCUUAAUCCACCGUUACAUGGUAGGAGAAGCUCCAAAAUGCCUGUAUAUGUGAACCCCCCAUCUGUGGAGACCAAUUCUGUUAGUGAUGAGUUUUCCUUUCCUGGUAGUGGCAUUAAGGAUGCUAAUGGCCCAAAUUUUAACUUUCCUGGUAACUUCCCAGGGCCAAAUAAUUUUGGACUCCCACCUCCUGUUCUAGGAAGCACCUUUGUAGAGCCCAGACCACCUCCUCCAAUGCCAGCAAAUGUAUCGAGUGCUCCAGUUGAUCCUCAAGGCUUUGGAAACAGCCCUAAUAGUUUUGGUGCCCCUCCAUCUCCAUUUGGAAGUGGUGGUCCCCCUCCAUUUGGCAGUGGACCUCCAAAUGCAAAUAUACCACCUAACUUCAACCCAGCCCCUCCGAAUAUAGGAAGUGGACCAGCAAUAUUGAAUGCACCUCCAGGAUUUGGCCCAGGAAACAUGGCAGUUAGCGGGCCACCUGGCUUUGUAGCUGGGUCUGCAAAAUCAGGGCCAACGGUAAUCAGAGUGCAGAAUAUGCCAUUUACUGUUACUGUAGAUGAAAUACUAGACUUCUUUUAUGGCUACCAAUUAAUCCCUGGGUCUGUAUGCUUGAAGUUCAGUGAUAAGGGGAUGCCCACAGGGGAAGCCAUGGUUGCUUUUGAGUCCCGUGAUGAGGCUAUGGCUGCUGUAGUUGAUCUAAAUGAAAGACCCAUUGGCUCAAGAAAAGUGAAACUCACUUUGGGAUAACUUUUUUUUCUUUUUCCUAUGUACAUCCUUCUUUUUAUGUUGACUAACAUAAGCAGAAUGCUUAGUUUGAGUAGGCUGCUUAAAACUGUAAAUAGCUUUGUUAAAGAUGCUGGGACAGAGCUUGACCGCUUACAGAAUAAAUCACUGCACUAAAUAUUUGCAGUCGGUUUCAUUAUAUGAUGAUCUAGUUCAGAAAUGCCUUGGCUACGUUUGUAUAUUCCUAUUAAAACUCAUUUUGAUGUCUUUCACUUUUGAAUUAUUUGGUUUAUAAUUGUUGCACAACAAUAUGACCUGCUUUGUUGUUUCUUCAUUUGCUGAACAAUUUUGGGUACAAGUUAGCAGAAGCGCGUUUAAUGCCAAAGCUCUUCAACCUUGCUGUGUGCUGAUCUCUUCUCAAACUGUUUUACGUAUAUAAACACUUAACAGUGCAGCUGAUCACAAGAACAUUUAUAACAGUGAUUUGUUGCAGUUUGGAAUGCUUUUAUAUGCUGACAAAAACUUCUGAAUUAUUUAUAUUGUCAAAUGUGUAUGUGGAAUAAGAUUUUUGCCGCUGCCUCAGUAUACAGAAGCUGCUUCUAGAUCAAACAGCCUUCUUUAAACCUUUUAUUCAGAGAAACUGAUCUGGGAACUGAACAAAUCUACAUUAUGCCUGUAAAUAUGGCUUGUAUUGAAAAUGUUGUCCAUCUGUUUUAAUUAAAAUUCACGAUAAAAGGUUGGCUCAGACGUUCACCUCUGUAGUCACCAAGGUCAACCGGAUUGUUAUGGUGUGAAUAUGUACAUGUUUACUGUUAUUCAUUAGAUAAAUUGGAAUAACACAUUUCUUUAAGAUGUCACUGGGGCUUGUGUUGAAAAUCACUAGAGUUCCCAGGAAAACCAUUCAUCUUGCUAUAAUAGACAAAUCGCUUCACACGAAUCUAACAAUUGAAUUUUUGUUUAAAUGUAUUGCUUGAAAAAUGUGUUUAAGAUUAAAGUUGCUAUAUGUUAAUUCCAGCUGUCUGUUAUGGGUGGAAGCGAUAUCUUGUGCAAAUCCACCAUGGUUUCCUAAUUUUUCUCAUUUGUAGCAGAAUGUACAUUUAGCGUUUUUUUUUUUUUUGAUGAGCCCAUGUUAAAACACUAACUUGUGUAGUGAAAAAUUGUAAGCGGCAAAACUUUUAUUCGUGUAGUCUGUACAGUAAAUUUCUGUUCCCUGUGUAUGAGUUGAAGGCAUCUCAGUGCAGGCUGUUUGCAUUUGAGAAGAUUAUUCAAAGCUAAAAGUGGUUGCAGUGCAGAGUGGAUUGUUUCUCCAAGUUCUGAAACUUGCUCUAUUGUACAUAUUGUUCAAUCUCUUGUUAAUAAAACUGAACUCUCAUCUAAAGUUUUCACUUCGAACGCUAAUGUGUAAUGUCAUUGGGAAUCUGUUUCUUGAUGGUGGGUAACCUAUUUGGACACAAGUGAAUAUCAUGUUACAAUGAAGUCUGUUCAUUGUAGAUUCAAAAUAUCUGCACAUUUAUGGGAAAUUCUCAGGUCUGAAUUGUGCAUGAUCGUUUUUUUUUGUUUUUUUUUUAAUACUACACAAAUGAUCCUGGAAUAAGCAUUUUCAAUGGUAUUUAGAAAAUGUAUCUUGUCACCAUGCAUUGAUUAUAUUGUGUGUGUGUGUGGGUUUAAAUUUGCAUUGAUGUUCAUGAGAAGUUUUUCUACUGACUGUCAUUUUUUUCAUAUGCUGAAAUCUGCGGACAUCUGUCUUUAUGCUUUCAUUUGUUUCAAAUUAUUUAAAGGUCUUGAAAUGUGA
Molecule: messenger RNA, 4702 nt
Organism: Xenopus laevis (African clawed frog)
Lineage: Eukaryota; Metazoa; Chordata; Amphibia; Anura; Pipidae
Gene: rbm12.L
Product: RNA binding motif protein 12 L homeolog
Exons: 4
Coding region: 301-2934 (877 amino acids)
Molecular function (GO): nucleic acid binding; RNA binding
Source: RefSeq, a predicted model, not a curated record